UUAGUCGUUGAAGCAUUCGAUCAUGGCUAUCCGACUCGUCGCGAUACGGCUGAUCUCUUCAUCAAUAUUCAUGACGAUAAUCCAUCUGCUCCUGAAUUUGAUCAGUUUCGAUACGAUGUGACAAAGGUCGCGCCGAUUCCAGCCGGUUCGGUUUUGGUGACGUUACACGCUGACGAUCCAGAUCCAGGUCUUGAAGGACAAAUCGUCUACCGAUUCGCACCUACGGAUGAUUCAAGAGCUGCGGAUAGACUAUCGAAAUUCAGCAUUAAUCCCAAAACAGGACAACUGUCAACGAAAGUUCGCUUGACAUCAGAAGAUAGAACACCGCUGCAGUUCAUUGUUGAAGCCGUCGAUCAAUCACCAACAUUUCCGAGAAAAACCGAAACCGUCGUUCGAAUAAAUAUUCUCUCGGAUAGUGUCGAACAAAUCAGUUUUCUUCCACUUCCAAAAAGGGUUUACGUUUCCUCGUCGAAAUCGCCCGGAAGUGUAGUUUUGAAAGUAUCCGCUACACAAACGAUUUCGCCACCGAUAUUUUCGGCUAUCGAAAGCGAUUCGCUGGGAUAUUUCGAGAUGAUUGGUGAUGAAUUGCGGGUGAAGAGUAAGUUAUCAGAUGGUAACGUCAAUGUCACAUUACGUGUUGAUGCUGGUUCUGCAUUUGCCGAGCACGUCCUCAAUGUGAUCAUCAUUGCCGAUCGUGAUAAAUAUCCGGUUUUUCCUAAUCUCACGUACGACGUGAAGGGUGACUUAUACGCAUCCAAAGAAUUCGUUGAUCUUUAUCGUGACAAGCCGACUGUAUUCACAGUAGUACGUGCAAGGAACGCUGAUUACCCACACUACUACUCAGACGUUGGCGUGGCAUUGAGUGUAUCGAAUGAUGAUCAAGGUUUUUCGUUUCCGAUCAAGCUCUAUCGCUUGCUUCUUCGGGAAAACUCGCCAGCCGGAACGAUUUUGAAUACGACCGUUACUGUAGGUAACCGUGCCGCUUACGACGAUGUCAAAUACGGGUUAAUACCAGCAAAUCUCUUCUCAAUUGAUGACGAUGGCGUUAUAAGGGCGCUCCAGCCGAUUGAUGCGGAAAAAUUGUCGCGCGAUUCGAGGGGAAUCAUCCAAAUGAUCGUUUUCGCACACAGCGGCAAAGACGAAGCGAAUGCCACUAUUCAAAUCAAGAUUGAGGAUGUGAAUGAGUUCGCACCGAAGUUUGAUCGUCUUUUGUAUGAGUUCAAUGCGCCUGAGAACAUCGAACCAGGCCAAACGAUCGGAACUGUGCAUGCUUUCGACGAGGAUAUCUCUGAGGGCAAUCGACUGACAUACCGAAUUACAGAAGGUGACGAGCGAUCGAUGUUUGUGAUUAUGAACAAUGGAUCAAUAUUCAAAUCAGAUGCUGGUCGUUUAGAUUACGAAACAACAAAAUCCUUCAAUUUGACAGUAACGGCUGCUGAUAGAGGUGGAAACUCGGCAGAAACCAAGGUUCUGGUACAUGUGGAGGACAUCAACGAUAACGAACCAAAAUUUGUGGAGCCUUUGAUGUGGAACGUCUCAGAAGGCCGGGAACAUGUUGGAGAAAAAUUCGUUAUUUCGGUGACUGACGCAGACGCUGAUCAGAAUGGCGAGGUUGUGUUCAGCCUUAUUCAAGGCAAUCAGAACAAUUCAUUCAACCUGAAAUCACUACCACAUAACAAGGCUGAGCUGAGUGUGAUCAAUGAGUUGGAUCGUGAAAAGACGCCGCGUUACACGCUAACGAUUGAAGCACGAGAUCACGGCACACCAGCGCUCUUCUCGAUUGCGACCGUUGUGGUGAAUGUGAUCGAUGAAAACGAUUCACCACCAUUCUUUAUUCAGGAUGAAUACGAACAAAAUGUACCUUUGGAUUUGCCUGUUGGCUUUCCAUUGCUGACCGUGCGAGCAGAAGAUGAUGAUCUGAAAUCGAAAUUGUCUUAUAGUAUCAAUUUAGACCCAACCGGAAUGUUUGCAGUCGACAAUAAUACUGGUGCGAUAUCGUUCGCAGUAGGUGUUGAUAAACGCAAGUCUGGUUUGUACGAGAUUGCAGUUGAUGUUAGCGAUGGCAUUCACUCAUCGACUGUCAUUGCUAGCAUUGAAAUUUACGAGUCCAAUAAUACGGCUGCCACCCAUAACAACUCUCAGUCCGUUACCCACGCAAGUCUCAAUGAUGCACCAAUUCCGACGAAUGAUACGUAUGAAUUUUUUGUCAACGAGGGUUUUGUUGGUGCGAUUGGAGAGGUGCAAUUUACCGAUGCAGAUAAUGAUGAAAUCACUCUAAGCAUUGAACCCAAAUCCUAUAGAAGUCUUUUCGCAAUUGAUCCGAAGAGUGGAAAAUUGUCGGUGAAAAAAGCGCUCAACUAUUCGAUGGAAUACGAACGCUAUACAUUUUUGGUACUAGCCACCGAUACGGGUGUACCGCCAUUAACAGCAUUUGCGAAUGUUAUCGUCACUCUGAUCGACACCAACGAUCAUGCACCAGUAUUCAACCAGAACGACUACUCAGUUAUACUUCCCUCAGAUGCCGUCAUACCAUACCCAGUUCCAUUGAGAAUAAUUGUUCGUGAUGGUGACCAUGGCGAGAACGCAAAAAUUCGUUACUCAUUAAAAGGAAAGGAUGCUCACUGUUUCGCCAUUGAUUCAGAACGCGGUUCAUUAACAUUCAACUGUGAUCUCGCUAACUCCGCGCCGAAGACAAAUUAUACGUUCAAGGUGGUUGCAACAGACCGAAACGGUGAAGGAAAAUCGACUGAAGCCGAAGUGGUCGUUUUAAUAGCCUAUCCAACGGUCGCUAGUCCAUCAUCGACGGAAGAUUUGUCACAUGUUGAUAAGGCAUCUACAGUGAGUUCCUUGGAAUCGCCUGUUACAUCGGAAAUUCAGCCGUCAGUUGAUAAUCGAGUGACCGAAGAGGAAAAUCUUGACAGUACUCUUUCUAGUGUCCUGAAACCCACACAGAGUCUUACAACACCAAACGAUAUCGACUCCAGAACGGUAAAGCAAAGCAGUUCAGGGAUAAUACCUCUGCCCACUCCAUCAUCUUCGAAACAAUCAUCGAAUCACGCUCCAACCUUCCCAUAUCCACUCUACAAAUCCCUGAUGCCAGAAGGUCGCUACGGAAGUGGAACGGUUCUUUCGAUGAAACCAGCUGGAAUCAGAGCCGAGGACGUCGAUGAGGUGAGACAUGAUUCAUCGUUUCCCAGGAUUGAAGAGCACAUUCACUAUGCAUUUAAUUCACUGAAUUACUUUUAA
Molecule: messenger RNA, 3246 nt
Organism: Anisakis simplex (herring worm)
Lineage: Eukaryota; Metazoa; Nematoda; Chromadorea; Rhabditida; Anisakidae
Source: the annotation of a GenBank genome assembly